CUGGGAUGGCGCUUCCUGGGCCAGGCGCGGCGGCGGCGGCGGCGGGCGGCCCCAGCCGGUCCCGGGGGGCGGCGGGAGCAGCGGCAGCAGCAGCAGCGGCAGCAGCAGCAGCAGCAGCGGCAGCAGCAGCAGCAGCGGCAGCAGCAGCGGCAGCAGCAGCGGGUGCCCCGCGGGCCUCCCUCUCUGCCUAGCCCCGCGUGUCCCGGGCGCCUGGCGCGCAGCGAGCCGCGUCCCUCCUUCCCUCCCUGCGCCCUCCCUGCGCCCGCCCCGCUGGCAGCGGCUGGGAGCACCCCGCCGGCGCUGCCUGUCUGCCUGCUCCCCCUCCCGGGCCGGGAAGAUGGACCCCGGCCCGCCGCUGGGCUGCAGCCUCAAGGACGUGAAGUGGAGCGCGGUGGCCGUGCCCCUGGACCUGCUCGUCAGCACCUACCGGCUGCCCCAGAUCGCCCGGCUGGACAGCGGAGAAACUGUGGAAGGUCUUCGUGAGAGCGAUCAUCUGCUGAUUCACUCGUGUCGGCAGUGGACAACAAUUACAGCUCACAGUCUGGAGGAGGGCCACUAUGUCAUAGGGCCAAAGAUAGAAAUCCCUGUGCAUUAUGCAGGGCAGUUUAAGCUGCUGGAACAAGACCGAGAUAUUAAGGAGCCAGUGCAGUAUUUUAACAGUGUGGAGGAGGUGGCUAAAGCAUUUCCUGAACGAGUUUACGUCAUGGAGGAAAUAACAUUCAACGUUAAGGUAGCUUCAGGUGAAUGCAAUGAAGACACUGAAGUUUACAACAUUACCCUUAGUACUGGGGAUGAGCUCACUUUAAUGGGGCAAGCAGAAAUCCUUUAUGCAAAAUCUUCUAAGGAGAAGUCACGGCUCAACACCAUCUUCAAAAAAAUCGGGAAGCUUAAUUCGAUUAGUAAGCUGGGCAGAGGCAAAAUGCCCUGCCUCAUCUGCAUGAACCACAGGACCAACGAGAGCAUCAGCCUCCCUUUCCAGUGCAAGGGCAAGUUCAGCACCCGCAGCCCGCUGGAGGUGCAGAUGCAAGAAGGUGAGCACACCAUUCGCAAUAUAGUAGAGAAAACCAGGCUGCCCGUUAACGUGACUGUGCCAAGUCCCACGCCAAGGAACCCUUAUGACCUGCAUUUUAUCCGUGAGGGGCACAGGUACAAGUUCGUCAACAUUCAGACCAAGACUGUGGUAGUUUGUUGCGUGCUUCGUGGAAACAAAAUCAUUCCCAUGCAUUUUCCCUUGCACUUGACACUUCCAAAAUUCAUUCUCCCCGAUAGCGUGGUGAAGGGGGAGCUGUGGCACGAGCCCCUCAUCCAGCACUGGUUCAGCGUGUGCCAGGAGCAGUUUGACAUCGACGAGUACUCGCGCGCCGUGCGGGAUGUGAAGGCUGACUGGAGCGAGGACUGCAAGAGCCCCAAGAAGGGCCGGUGCCCGGGGCACAGCCACGUGCCAAACUCGCUCAGCUACGCGCGGGACGAGCUCACCCAGUCCUUCCACCGCCUCUCCGUCUGCGUCUACGGCAGCAACUUGCACGGGAACAGCGAGGUGAACCUCCACGGCUGCAGGGACCUGUGCAACGAGUGGGCUCUGCUCUCCCACGAUGCUCUGCAGUACCAGGAGUCGGGGGACAGCGGCAGCGAUUACCUUUUCCCUGAGGUUAGCGAAGAGUCCAUGUUCCUGCCCACGAAACCAGAGCUUCCUUACGAGGAGCUCUGGUUGGACCAAGGGUGUGGAAAGGGUGGUGACCAGCCUCUCUCUUGCUCCCUGGGUGAGAAGAUCAAGGGUGACAGCUACAGAGGAUCUUUCCGGUCAAAGUGUGGCACCGCAUCCCUUCCUGUGCCUGCAACCGUCGGAACAACCACAAAGUCUUCAGAUGUUUCCCUACCUCCACCUCCAGUGCCUCCCAAGUCAGAAGCAGUGAAAGAGGAGUGCAGGCUGCUGAACGCCCCGCCGGUGCCGCCGCGGAGCUCCAAGCCGCCCUCCACCAGCCCGUCCAUCCCUCCUCGCACGGUGAAACCUGCUCGGCAGCAGACCCGCUCUCCCAGCCCCACUCUGUCCUACUACUCCUCAGGACUGCACAGCAUUAAUGUCACAGAGAGCGACAGCAGCAGCCCAGCAGAGAGCACACCUGUUUCCUGCUACCCAUGUAACAUGAUGAAAACUGAAUCCAAAGAGCCUGAGAGCACAAUGCCUUUGGGAAGCCCCUCAGCUGAAGCUCUGCCUUCGAGGUUAUCUUGGCCAAACCACUUUUCAGGAACUGCUGAAGGCCUGAAUAGGAGUGAUUUCCUGCUAGACCCAAGCAGGAGCUACAGUUACCCCAGACAGAAAACUCCAGGUACGCCAAAGAGAAACUGUCCAGCGCCUUUGACUUUUGACUUUGAUGGAUGUGAGCUCCCAGCUGGGUACUCCCCCCUGACCCCAGCAGAGUUCACAAACACCAUCUCCAGCUGCCCAAAGUCAGCAAGUUACUCUCUAGACUGCACUGAUGAGAAAACUCUGGGAGUCAGCAACACAAAGCAGAGCCAUUCGUGUCCUGCCUUACCUCCUCGGGCGCCGAAGUCGACUGAAGAUAAGACAGUGACAGACAUGUGUCCCUUGCCUCUGAAAAUAGAUGGUGCUGAGGAGGAAUCAAAAGCUGGCUCUCCAGUCAUCUUGGAAGAUCAGUAUCUCGCUAAAAAGGGCAUGCAGGAUGCAUUCUCUGUGUCUUACCCCUUCUCAUCUCCCCUCCACCUCCAGUUAGCACCCAGGUCUUGUGGGGAUGGCUCUCCCUGGCAGCCACCCACAGACCUUUCUGGACUCUCCAUAGAGGAAGUGUCUAAAUCCUUGAGGUUUAUUGGUCUGUCAGAAGAUGUCAUAUCAUUUUUUGUCACAGAGAAGAUUGAUGGCAAUUUACUGGUUCAGCUUACAGAAGAAAUCCUAUCAGAAGACUUCAAGCUAAGCAAAUUGCAGGUUAAGAAAAUAUUACAGUUCAUUAAUGGCUGGCGGCCCAAGAUGUGAUGCUGUCCAGUUUUUAGUGAAACUGUACUCAAUACAUUUGAGCUAAUACAUCACUUCCUGGUUUUUUGCACUAAAAAUUCUUUUUGUAAAUAGUAGUAGAAAAAUUCUUACUAUGCAGAUAAACAUUUUUCAGUGGUGAAUGGACUUUUUUUUUCUAUGUCAAUAAUAAAGGUAGAGAAUCUGCAGAGGUGUGCCUUUGUGCAUCCUUGAACAUUCAACAGCUGCUAAAAACUGGACACUAAGGGAACUUUGACUCCAUAGUCUGUUAAGACUUAGUCGUAUUUAUUACUGGACAAUUUGAUGCUGAAAGACACACACCAAUCCAGUUUACAAUUUUGUGUUAACUGCAAAAAAAAAGGUAUUUCUUAUGGGAUUAUUUCUGUUCACAUAAUAUUUGGCAACAUGCUGUGAUUCACAGAAAGCAUUGGUUUUGACACUACAUCUGAAAGUGUUAAGAAUUGCUGUGAAGUGCCACUAAUACACUAUUCUUGCAGCAUUAUUUUUAACAGUAUCUUCCUGACUAUCUGCAACAUGGAUUUAUUUUCCAUGUUGCUUUGAGCAAAAAGAGUUAAAUGUUUUUAAACCAAGAGUCAUGCUUAGCUCGUUGCCCAGAGGGGAGGGAGAAGGGGGAUUUUCUACUGAGCCACUCUGCCCUGGCCAAUUAAAAGUUUAUGACCUGUAGAUUUCAAAAGUUGCUUUUGUAGUCGGAUGACUGGAGUAAAUAGCAUGACUUCUGGUUGUGCAGCUUUCUCAUGGGAAAAGCAGUUCAGUGCACAGGCUCUUUUCUCAGCAAUCCUGCCUGCUGCAGCAGCCUGCCUGCACAGCCCUUCCAGGAGUCAAGCUGUGGUGGAAGGUAACAACUCCUUGUGCUUCUUCUGCUCUGCUGCUUGUCUGAAAACGUGCUUGGUCUGCUCUCCUGAUCCUGUCUGACCUGUGUGGGAAGGUGAUAGUGCUCCUGUGUCAUGCCUUUGAAAUAAAGUGCUGGCAAGGUGGGAGGGAUCGGAAACGGAGCAUGGCAUGCUGCUGGGAAUGGGCUGAGGGAGGUUUAGGGCCAUGCCACAGGAAAUGCUUGUGAUCUUUUCUGUUCACCUGUCUUGUUUGCAGUGGGCUAGGAAGAUGUGGGUGUCAAAGUGGAAGGGGCUGUAGCAUCAAAGGAUGUGCUAAUUCAGUUGCCCAGCUGCAAAAACUCACUGCAGUAGAUGUCACAUGGAAGUAGCAGUUAAAAAUAAAGAGAUGGUAAGUGGGCAGUGGUCUGCUCCUGGAGACCUCUCAGAUUUAACUGCUCAAAAGGCUAUGAAUAGGACUAACUUUUGAUAGUCCUUUAUGGAUUUCUUGUAGUUGACAAAGCUUUCUGAAAUGUGUCGAAAUUACCCCAGGAUCCCCUUGCCUUUGUAUACUGGAUUGGAGGAUUUAUGGAGGUCCUCAGGAAACACUCUGUGUUAUCCCUUCCUCCUCAGGAGGUGUGCAUGCCCAGGAUCCUCAGGUGAUCAGAGCUAGGAAUGCUAGAGCAACUUCACCUUCACUUACUGCUGAGCAGAGCCCUGGCCAGGAGAGCACCAUCACCUGCCUUGCUUACCUUUUUGAUUAAAAAAUAUCUCUAUUGCAGGGCAUGUAGUUGAAAGCCUCAAGAGAAUAUACAGAGCAGAGACAAAAACACUAGAUUUGCCUGUUUUCUCAACCAUAUUGACUCUUAAAAAGAAUUUAUUAGCAAAUAGAGCUUUGUGUUGUUGGGACACAUUUCAUGUCAUGUCACAUGUCAAAGCCAAGAUGCAUUAUUUGUCCUGCAGUAAUGCAGACCACCAGUUUCCAACCAGAAAGCAAAGCCCAGAUGUUACAGGUACUAUAGAACUAACAAAUAUCCCAAUAGAAAAACCCCCAAGGGUUCACAAUCCUUUUUUUUUCAUAAUGUAUUGACUUUGAGCAACAGAUCAAUAACUUGCUCCAAAUGCUUUUUAAUUAGCAUUCUAAAAUAUUUUAGCUUCAAAUAAGAUUAGAUCAAAUUCAGAUACUGUUCAGAUGUGUAUGCUUGUUGAUAGACCACAUGCAAAUUGAAACCAACUGCCUUUUAAACCUCACUGUGUCAAAUGAGUGUUCAAAUAUGAAAGGGCCAAAUCUUUAAUGCCAGGUACUUGAUAUUGUUUUGCUCAGCUUGUUAAUUCUAGGUAAAAAAAAUCCAAAAUAACAAAGCACAAAAAAAAAAAAAACAAAAAAAAAAACAAAAAACAAACCAAAAAGGAGGAAAAUAUUGCAGUCCUGGUAAUAUUAACAUUAAUUAUUGCUAAAACCCCCCCAGAAUAUUAACAUCCCUGUGAAAGUAGUUUUCUUUGACUGUGGAUUCACACCUAUUCUAUUAUCUCUGCUUACCUCCUUGGUUAUUUUUGCAAAGAGACUGGUGGAAUUUGCAUUCAUGACCAUGCUGCAUUUAUAUCCCAUGUGCAUAAGCCAGAAUAGAGCUGGCCCACAGAAAGGCCUAGAAAUGUGCAUGGUUGCAGUAGCUGAGCCUGUGUGCCAAAGUACAGCUAAAACCCCUAACUGCAAACCUAUUGCUGGCCUUCCAUUUGUCUCAUUCUGACUUGGCACUGCUUGCUUACUUUUAUGCAUAAUGUAUCAGCAUCUAACUUUUUCUUUUGCCCUUAGCCACUCAUCACCUUCACUUUCCAAGCCAUUUUUGGGGAUUUAGGUGUUCCUAACAUUUGUGUUCUGUGAGUUAUAUGGCUCUGCUGUUGAUCUACAUGCUGUGGUACAUAAGCUGGACUGAAGUGUCUGCUCUGGUGAGAUCAGGGGAGUGAUGAGCAAGCUGGGCAUGUGGAGUUCUGUGGCUCAGCCUUUGGAUCCUAGGUUAUGGAAAUGGGUACCUUUCAAUAGGUGGCCAGGCUAUGGCAACUCCCAAGCACAGCAUGGAGGUCAGCAGUGAGGAAAAACCAUCUUGUUUUGGACAGUAGUGGAGUCCAGCCAUGUUGAUGGGUGUUGUGUUGGUUGUCUUUGGAGCCUGAGAGCUGUAACCAUUGAGCACUGUGCCAGAGUGGGCCCAAAAUCACUUACAUUUUCAAGGCAGUUCACUAAAAUAGGCCACUCCUAACUUUGGAUUUCUUUCCACAGAUUAAAUAAAUGUAAGGUGCUUGAUUAUCGGUGUCUGAGCUGUGUGUUAUGCUUGGGGUUUUUGUUUGGGAGUUUUGGUAGCAAAAAAGACGUCAUGUCAUUCUGCAUGGAGCUGUCUGUCCUGCACCAGGAAACACAUCCUUUCUAUGCAACUCUCAUGUGCUGGCACGAGGACUGAUGCUGCCUUCAGCAGUGAAAGCUGGGUUCUGGCAUGGAGGCUUUUCUGGAGGUGGACACCAAACUGGGCAGGGGAGGGAUGGAGAGGAAACUUGAGGGGAAAUGCUAGUUUCUUUCAAAUGCUCAUUGUGCCUAGGAUUAAGAUCCUUUGUUUUGCUGCCUGCCUGGCUAACCAAAGCUGUGUUGACAGCAACUCAAAGUGCAUAUUUGCAUUCUAAUUCUUGCCAUGUUGUAAAAAUUGCCUAGGGCUAGAAGCUUAGACAGAAAACAUUUGGUCCAUCCAAAAUUAGAAGGGAAAUACAUUUUGAAGUGUUCUUUUCAGCUAGAAGCAAGGGUUAGAAUUUGUUCUGUAUUAGUGUGUAUUUUCUAACAGAACAGGUUUACUUGCCACUUAAAUAAACUUUGUUCCACAACAGCAGCUCCAAGAGAAGCAGCAUAAACAGCGAAGCUGCCUGAAAACGCGCCCUGUUUUUAACCUGUCUAUAAAUAAUUGUUUUCUCCUGUGUUUUCACCUUGAAUCAACUUCUUGAUUGUCCCCCCCACCCCCCAAAACAAAUUGUGCUGGCACCAGCUUCUUGAGUGCUUCCCAGUGACACAGGCCAGCCAAGUCCUGCCUGCAGGCCAGGCAGGGGCUACACCAUGGUACUUAACACCAGCCCAGCUCUCCUGGCUCCUCUUUCUGAUGCUAUGAAAUUGCAGCAUUCCUGUAUGCAAGCCUGAAGGUACAGAUGAAAUCCUAACAAGCAAAAGGGAUCUUCCUUUUUUUAUUUAUAGGGAUGGCAGGGCAGUGGGGAAAUGCAGGCCCCCUGUUGAGACCUAGCAAUAAAUGACUCUUUGUUUUGUUAUGUCUUAAACUCCUAGUAGUCCAGGAGUUGUUCAGACUUCACAGUUUUUGUGUGUAAUAACCAAAUUUUCAGUGUGAAAAUCUGCAGAGUGAUUCUCUUGACUUGGACAAUCUUCUGAAUUGUAUUAAAAUGUUUGUUCUUAGCUCUUUAGAUUCACUUUGGGUAUGUCAAAAAAGUAACACUUGGGGGGGAAAAAAAAAAAAAAGAAAAAAAAAGAAAAAGCCCUGAAACUUUGGCUUAGUACAUUUCCGUUAUAAAACGAAGCAUGGGUUUUGUGGAAUUCUGUGCUGUUUUGGGCUUUUGUGUAAAAGGCUGAAGGCAGAUUGUUAUUUAAACCAGGUGCAAAUAAAUAUCCCUGUAAUGUAUAUGAACAAAUUUAAACCGUGUAUUGUAAGUAUAUAAACUGUAUAUUAAAGACACUAUUUUCAUGAUA
Messenger RNA from Oenanthe melanoleuca, 7543 nucleotides. RefSeq names its product GRB2 associated regulator of MAPK1 subtype 1 (gene GAREM1). The coding region runs from base 338 to 2989 and encodes 883 amino acids. The transcript is spliced from 6 exons. Gene Ontology annotation, molecular function: proline-rich region binding. Gene Ontology annotation, biological process: cellular response to epidermal growth factor stimulus; epidermal growth factor receptor signaling pathway. Lineage: Eukaryota; Metazoa; Chordata; Aves; Passeriformes; Muscicapidae. The record is from RefSeq and is a predicted model, not a curated record.